This is a messenger RNA of Parastagonospora nodorum SN15, 2725 nucleotides long. RefSeq lists its product as hypothetical. The record is from RefSeq and is a predicted model, not a curated record. Gene Ontology annotation, biological process: carbohydrate metabolic process. Lineage: Eukaryota; Fungi; Ascomycota; Dothideomycetes; Pleosporales; Phaeosphaeriaceae. Gene Ontology annotation, molecular function: oxidoreductase activity, acting on CH-OH group of donors; cellulose binding; flavin adenine dinucleotide binding. The coding region runs from base 1 to 2583 and encodes 860 amino acids. The transcript is spliced from 7 exons. Gene Ontology annotation, cellular component: extracellular region.
AUGAAAAGCUCUACCGUCAUGAAGGCAGCCUCGCUGCUGUCCCCUCUCUUUGCUUCUACUGCCUUCGCUCAGGACAAAUACACAGAUUCCAAGACAGGCAUUGAAUUCUGGCGCCAAGUUGUGGGCACCGAACAGACUGCUGGCGGCUUUGAAUGGGGUUAUGCUCUGCCGGGAGCAGCUACUGCAACGAACGAUGAGUACAUUGGUUACAUCAAAGGAUCGCUCGAGUCUGGUAGGCAGGGAUGGUCUGGUGUCAGUCACGCAGGGGGUAUGCCCAAUUCGCUCCUUUUAGUCGCUUGGCCCGAGAAAGAUGCCGUGAAGACCAAGUUUGUCUACGCAGGUGGUUAUGUUGCCCCAGAUGACUACACCGGUAACGCGACAAUCACGCAAAUUUCCCAUACUGUCACCGACACCAGCUUCGAGCUCAUCUACCGAUGCCAGUGGUGCUGGGUAUGGAACCAGAAAGGUGCUGAAGGCUCUCAGCUUCCGACUUCAGAGGUUCAGGUCAUCGGUUGGGCUCAGCACAGCAAGGUCUUCGAUGGCACAUGGGUGUUCCACGACAAAGGUCAGUCUCAGUUUGGUGCGCGCGUCGCAGAUGCACGCAACGCCAAAUACGAUACCUGGGCCAAGCUUGCUACUCCUCCGACCACCACUUCCGCCCCUGCAAGCUCCACCACGCCUACACCCACUGCGCCAAUUUCCUGUGUAGGCUCUCCCGUCCCCACUGACUCCUACGACUAUAUCGUCAUCGGUGGCGGUGCUGGUGGUAUUCCAGUUGCGGACAAGCUCUCGGAAUCAGGCAAGAGCGUCCUCUUGAUCGAAAAAGGCCCACCUUCGUUGGCCCGCUUUGGUGGUAACAUGGGCCCAGAAUGGGCCACAAGCAACAACCUUACCCGGUUUGACAUCCCGGGUCUCUGCAACCAAAUCUGGGUUGACUCCGCAGGCGUAGCCUGCACCGAUAUUGACCAGAUGGCCGGAUGCGUCCUCGGUGGAGGUGCUGCCGUCAAUGCUGCACUGUGGUGGAAGCCUGUAGACAUCGACUGGGACUACAACUUCCCGUCUGGGUGGAAGUCAUCCGAUGUGAAGGGUGCCGUCGACCGAGUCUUCAAACGUAUUCCCGGCACUGACACCCCCUCUGUGGACGGAAAGCGCUACAAGCAGGAAGGUUUCGAUGUGCUUUCUGGAGCACUUGGCGCCGAUGGCUGGAAGUCUGUUGUGGCAAACGACGCGCCCAACUCGAAGAACCGCGUGUACUCGCACUCGCCAUUCAUGUACGAGAAUGGACAGAGGCAGGGACCUCUGGGCGCCUACCUCCCCACUGCUCUAGCAAGGAAGAACUUCAAGCUCUUGACAAACACCAUGGCGCGCCGUGUUGUCCGUACCGGAGGAAAGGCUACCGGUGUUGAGCUCGAAAGUGGUUACUGUGGCACUGUCAACCUCAAUCCCGGUGGUCGUGUUGUUCUGUCCGCCGGUGCUUUCGGCUCUUCUAAGCUUCUGUUCCGGAGCGGUAUCGGUCCCAAAGAUCAGCUUAGUGUUGUCAAGAACAGCGCCCUCGAUGGCUCGACCAUGAUUAAAGAGGCUGACUGGAUCAACCUGCCUGUCGGUCAGAACUUGGACGAUCACACCAAUACUGAUCUUGUCAUCAGGCAUCCUAACGUGUCUUCCUAUGAUUUCUACGCGGCUUGGAAAGCACCCAUUGAGUCUGAUAAGACCGCAUACCUCAGCAAGCGUUCUGGUAUCCUUGCUCAGUCUGCUCCCAACAUUGGUCCCCUUGCUUGGGAAGUGGUCAAGGGUUCCGACGGUAUCGAUCGUCAGCUCCAGUGGACUGCCCGUGUCGAAGGACCCGGUGCCAAUGACACAACUUCCAUGACUAUUAGCCAAUAUCUUGGUAGAGGAAGUACAUCGCGAGGUGCUCUAUCCAUCAAUGGCGCGCUUGGCAUGGUCGUGAGCAAAGCACCAUAUCUCCAAAACGAUGCCGACACCAGCGCCGUCAUUGCUGGUAUCAAGAGCAUGAUGGCUGCCAUUAAGAAGAACCCUCUCAUCGAAUUCCAGGUUCCCUCCGCCAACCAGACUGUCGAGCAGUAUGUUGCCAGUCUCCCGAAGACCGCAGCGAAGCGCCGUGCCAACCACUGGAUUGGUACAGCCAAGAUUGGAACGGACAGUGGUCUUACCGGUGGAACCGCCGUUGUCGAUCUGAACACCCAGGUAUACGGCACGGACAACAUCCACGUUGUCGAUGCUUCAAUUUUCCCUGGUCAUAUCACUACCAACCCAACUUCAUACAUUGUCACCAUUGCGGAGCAUGCAGCGGCCAAAAUCCUCGCGCUCGCUAGUUCAGGUGGUAAGCCUACGUCGUCUGCAGGCCCAAUUCAGUCUUCAGCUAAGUCAAUGUCGGCAAAGCCGUCUAAUACUCCAGCUCCAUCAAAGGCCGUAACGUCGGCUAGCCCAGCCACACCAACCUCGAAGCCAGCUGAAGCAUGGAAUCAGUGUGGAGGUACCGGAUACACCGGACCUACAACUUGUGUGACCGGAUACAAGUGCGUGGUCAACAACUCGUACUACUCACAAUGCGUUCCCAACUGAGCGCAUGAUGUGGGAGCAUGUGGUGACUCUUCAGAGCAAAAACUACUUUCUUCUGUACAUACUUUUUAGACUCGUUUGAGAUGAACAUAUCUUCACUUUUGCCCCGGAUAUGAUGCAUUGACUUUUCGGGGUUUCGCCAUGC